AUGUCGAACGAUGACCGAGGAUGUAUUCCAAAAUGGGGCGAGUUGCCCGUCGAGCAGUACUUAAUUGCACGUUCCCUUACAGGUCAAUCCUACUGUGCCCAGAAAGAGCCCCCCGAACAACAGCGCCUCCGGCUUAUCGGGCGAUUUGUCGAUCUAGACGAGAUACCCCGCGAAUGGGAUCCCGUCAACUACGGCGCCCCAUCACGAAUACCCACAGCGGAGGAAAUCGACAUAGUUCUUCGUCCCUGGCGGUCAGACAUCCUGCGCCAGAAAGCAUGGCAAAUACUGGAGUCCGGUAACGACGCGCCGAUCUUUCUCCGGACGCACUAUGACCCGGAAGAUGACAGGACGAUGGAGCAAUGGGUCAGUGCAUCGGAGGAACUUGAGAACCAAGCCUGGUGGGCGUGUCUGAGCGAUGCAACAUUCUUCAACUUUGGCCCCGACUGGCAGCGCGUCUACGAUAUCAUGCCCGAGGUUGCAGGCCCGGUGAGUGGGUCCGGGUAUAAGCGAUACCCGUCGCCAGGAAUUGUGGAAAUAUCACGAUCACAAUUCAAGGGCUCCCUUAGCAAGACCAAGCAGAAUGAGCCUAAUCGGUGGAGGGAGGAUCCGCAUCGCUUUAUUGAACUCGAGGCGGCUCACCUCCUCCGCACCGUGGCGGCAGCAUAUAUCCUCAUUGCGGAUCAGGAAGCCUUUGAGACCGGCCGAUUGCGUCUAGUUUAUGUGGAUGGUAAACGGAAUGUUAUCCAAGAGACACGCAUCGAACCCGAUGGGCAGACAAUCACGGACGUCAUCAUGGACUGGGAUCAGCUGAACCUGCCGCCGGAGUUGUGGGAGGAGGGGACCAUCGGUGAUAGAUACCGCGUUACCGGGGAUUUGGGGAGGGAGCUGUAUCAAUUAAGCGAGGCUGAUAUGGCGGAUCCUGGAGCUUGA
Molecule: messenger RNA, 930 nt
Organism: Aspergillus terreus NIH2624
Lineage: Eukaryota; Fungi; Ascomycota; Eurotiomycetes; Eurotiales; Aspergillaceae
Exons: 2
Coding region: 1-930 (309 amino acids)
Source: RefSeq, a predicted model, not a curated record